AUGCCAUCUGAUGAGCUUCAUAAUGCUGCAACCACCUAUCUGGAUCUGCUCUGCAAGGGAUCUACCUCGUCAUUUGGCGAAAUCACUGGCGCACUCUUCUACCGCCACCUCGACAAGACAAACAAGUCGCAAAGAACAGGAUCGUUGUCAGCACACCAGCAAACCGGAAUUCACACCGAUAACGUAGCUGUGGCGUCACGUUCUUGUCAGAUGUGUAAAGUACAUGUCAAGGCAGCCACGCCCGUCGCGAACAGUUCAUGCACAAACACCAUCCGACGUCGCAAACAUAGCCCUACAGCCUUCUCACAUCAACCUACACAGCACUUCUUUUGGCCCUGCAAUAUUCAUCAGCACUACCCUUCAAAGUCGAUCCCUCCAAAGAACAACUACCAACCCAACAUGUCGUCCAUCAUCAAGGCCGUCACUGACAUUUUUGCCUCCGUCAUCGAGCUCUUCUGGUCCUUCUUCACCACUGCUGGUACCCUCGUCCAGAAGACAGCUCAGUUCGCCCUCACGUUCGUCACGGAGAUUCUCGACCUUGUCGUCAACUUCUUCCGCGGUCUGGUCGAUCUAGCUGGUGGCCUUGUCAGCUUUAUCCUCGGCAAUGUUCUCAUGCUCGCUGUUGCCGCCGCCGCCGUCUUUGGCUUCCUGCAGUACCAGCGUAGCCAGGGCAGGACCGUCCAGGUCGGCAACAAAAAGCUAAACUAA
Molecule: messenger RNA, 708 nt
Organism: Plenodomus lingam JN3
Lineage: Eukaryota; Fungi; Ascomycota; Dothideomycetes; Pleosporales; Leptosphaeriaceae
Source: RefSeq, a predicted model, not a curated record